Metarhizium acridum CQMa 102 is the source of this 570-nucleotide messenger RNA. Lineage: Eukaryota; Fungi; Ascomycota; Sordariomycetes; Hypocreales; Clavicipitaceae. The record is from RefSeq and is a predicted model, not a curated record.
AUGUUGUGCUGGCACGAGGACUUCAUUUCAAUGGCGGAUAAACAGUUGGGAGGCUCUUUCAUCAUCCGAUUCGACUACCGAGACACUGGAACAUCUACAAAUUUCCCCCUAGGAGAAGCGGCUCACUAUUCCAUAAACGACUUGUGCGACGAUGCCGUCGCUAUUCUAGACGAAUUGCGCAUCGAGUCCGCCAACCUCGUCGGGUUCAGUCUCGGAGGCGCCAUCGCAUGGGUGAUUGCUUCUCAGCAUCCGCAGCGCGUGAGAAGCGUCUCUCUUUUCUCAUCAAGUCCUGUCGGCCCAUUGCCAUCUGGCCAAGACGCCCUUCCGCAAUGGAACUCCGAGCUCAGCGCUCAGCGCGCAACGGCGCCUUUCCCCAGCGAUUGGCAGAAUCUAGACAUGGUCACGGACUUUCUGAUGUUCUGCGUCGACUGUACUUCAUUUCCCAAGUCCGAAGGUGCUGAGCGCGAGGAAAUAUACCGUAGACAGACCAUCGAGUUUGCGCGCGUCUCCAGGCAGGGCAAUAGUGUGCAGAGCAUUUUUAACCAGAGUGCAGCUGUAUCUGGACGCUAG